Pygocentrus nattereri (red-bellied piranha) is the source of this 617-nucleotide messenger RNA. RefSeq lists its product as uncharacterized. Gene Ontology annotation, molecular function: protein binding. Gene Ontology annotation, biological process: signal transduction. The transcript is spliced from 4 exons. The coding region runs from base 104 to 565 and encodes 153 amino acids. NCBI's taxonomy places the organism in Eukaryota, Metazoa, Chordata, Actinopteri, Characiformes, Serrasalmidae. The record is from RefSeq and is a predicted model, not a curated record.
AGAAUCUCCAUGGACACCCCAAGCCAGUGAAAGAGAUCUGACUUUUGUGUGCAGCAACAACAAAAGUAAUCACUGACCCUUGCUUUUUGUUUAUGGGACAAUCAUGGAUGGAAAGGACUGUUACGUGAGGACUCGUGUGGACAAAAUGCCAAGUAAAGCUCAGGAGGAUGCUGUGAUCAAUAUGAAAUCUAUUCAGGAUAUCUCUAAGCAGCUGGGCUUUGAGUGGACAGUUCUUGCAUAUGAACUGGGUUUCACCAGAAAUGAAGUGAGGCAGUUUCAUGCCACAUCUCAUGAAAAAAGGGUUCAGGCCAAGAGCAUGCUGGAAUCCUGGUAUGAUCGUUCUUGGGACAAGCCCAAUAAGACUAAACUGCUUCAGGACGGUCUGGAGCGAGCUGGUCGUCGGGACCUGGCUGAGAGGCUACGCUGUCUCCACUGGGGCCACCAGAAACUCAGUCGUAGAGUGGAGCUACCCUCUGCCUUUCCUUUUCUCAUUACAGUGCACAAGACUAUAGACAAUAAGGAUGCCCUGCGCAGAAUUAAUGAACUUAAUCGCAGUUACAACUAACUUUAUUCCUUGCAGGCAUGUGUUCUCAGUUGUCUUUAUUUUUCUCAGUUGU